This is a messenger RNA of Archocentrus centrarchus (flier cichlid), 3579 nucleotides long. Its product is annotated as cyclin-dependent kinase-like 5. The coding region runs from base 303 to 3416 and encodes 1037 amino acids. Gene Ontology annotation, biological process: positive regulation of axon extension; regulation of dendrite development; protein phosphorylation. Gene Ontology annotation, cellular component: dendrite cytoplasm; nucleus. Gene Ontology annotation, molecular function: protein kinase activity; ATP binding. The record is from RefSeq and is a predicted model, not a curated record. Lineage: Eukaryota; Metazoa; Chordata; Actinopteri; Cichliformes; Cichlidae. The transcript has 19 exons.
UGUUGCCUGGCGAUGGGCUUGGAGCUUGUCAACCGCACGAUCCAGUUACUGUAGCUGCCUGCUGCAAUGAAAAUAUCGUCGUUGGUGGGUGGAUAUAUUUAUAUGGGCCUGUUUCCAUCAUUUGCCCCCCGAAAACAGUGACUGAGUGAAGACGAGGCACUGAAGGAGGCAUGUGACGGAUAUUAUGGCUUACAGCAGGCGUUCUCCGCUUGGGAGCCGACAGCUGGCCGCCUCAUGCCGUCCUGUAGCCGGGGCCCCGAGCCUGUGCGCCACGCACCUCAUGCAGCAUACCUUUUGACUUCAUGAAGAUCCCUGACAUUGGUGAUGUAAUGAAUAAAUUUGAAGUCCUUGGGAUUGUGGGUGAAGGUGCCUAUGGUGUUGUUCUGAAGUGCCGACAAAAGGAGACCAAUGAAAUUGUGGCCAUUAAGAAAUUCAAGGACAGUGAAGAAAAUGAAGAGGUCAAAGAAACAACCCUGCGGGAGCUCAAAAUGCUCCGAACCCUCAAGCAGGAGAAUAUUGUUGAGCUGAAAGAAGCCUUCCGCAGAAGGGGGAAGCUCUACCUUGUUUUCGAAUAUGUGGAGAAGAAUAUGCUCGAGCUGCUUGAGGAAUUACCAAACGGUGUGCCGACUGACAAAGCACGCAGCUACAUCUUCCAGCUAAUCAAAGCAAUUCACUGGUGCCAUAAGCAUGACAUUGUUCACCGAGACAUAAAGCCAGAAAACCUUCUCAUCAGCUCAGAUGACAUCCUCAAGUUAUGUGACUUUGGCUUUGCACGUAAUCUCUCUGAGGGGACUGAUGCCAAUUACACUGAGUAUGUGGCCACUAGAUGGUACCGCUCUCCGGAGCUCCUGCUCGGGGCUCCUUACGGGAAGGCGGUGGACAUGUGGUCAGUGGGCUGCAUCUUAGGCGAGCUGAGUGAUGGGCAGCCACUGUUCCCGGGAGAGAGCGAGAUCGACCAGCUCUUUACCAUCCAGAAAGUGCUGGGACCCCUGCCACCAGAGCAGAUGAAGCUCUUCUAUAACAACCCUCGCUUCCACGGGCUGAGGUUUCCUACUGUGAGUCACCCUCAAACGCUGGAGCGAAGGUACCUGGGAAUCAUCGACGGAGCCCUGCUCGACCUGUUGAAGAACCUGCUGCUGCUGAACCCCACAGAGCGCUUUCUCACAGAGCAGAGCCUGAACCACCACGCCUUCCAGACCCUGCGGAUGGUGGAGCGGCCCGGGCCACCCACACCCACACCUGUACGCUCCUCCAAGAGAAAACCUCACCACGGAGACAACACCACCCCCAGCAGGAGCCAUGGAGGAAAGAGCUCAGGAAGCCACCGCUCCAGCAGCAGAGAGUGCUCCAGCUUACCCCGACACGAAGACCUCCACCCCAACAACGACAGCUUUCUCAACGGCAAUAUGUCUGCAGCCAUCAACCUCAGCCCCACCCUGCAUCCCAAGAACUAUCAGCCGCAGAUCUUCAACCACUCCACUGCCUGCAGCAUGGACCUGGCCAGCAGCAACCUGCCUCAUCUGCUCAGCCCCGGUGAGACCAAGUCCAAGGGCGACUUUGAGAUGAACUUGGGGUCCAAGGUGUCGGAUGGCCCUGGGGCAAAGUACCUCAAAUCCAACUUCCGCUCGCAGCAGAAUCGCCACUCUUUUGUGGAAGGGAAGACCAACACACUUCAAUCAGGGGACAAACACAGCCGACACAACUAUGUGGAGUCCCACAGCUCCACGCCAUCCUCCUCCAAGUUUGCCUACCUGAACUUGUCCAAGAGCUAUGGCACACUUAGCGAUGCCAAGUCAGUGGGGAACUUAAAUGAUGUGCAUCUUUAUGCAGAUGAGCCCACUUCGCGCUAUUUUCCCUCCAGCUGCCUCGACCUAACAGCUCCUGGCAGCCCAGCAGCCCGCAGAGUGGAAAGACUGGGACCUGGCGCAGUUGGCCGAGGAAGCAUGCGCUCAGAGAGAGAGAGCAACACUCUGGACUCCUCCUACAGGCGGUCCUCCACCCGCCAUAAGACUUCAGAGGAGUCCAAGUCACCAGACUCCCUGGAUCCUGGGGAGAGUGAAAGGAGCCAUGCUCACUCUCUGUCUGCCCCACAUGACGCUCUGUCUUAUGGUCAGGGAUACACCAGCCCCUUCUCCUCCCAGCAGCGGCCACACCGCCACUCCAUGUACGUACGGAGGGAUCACCAGAGGACGCACGGGGCAGAUGAGGGACUGUUGGUCGGGCAGGGCGUGCCCACCAGAGCCAGCAGCCUCCAGCUCCUUUCCCCACAGCUGCAACACCGCACGCUGCCUCGCCACUCUGGGGGCUCCUCCAGAGAAGAAGACAUGAGCAGGAGUGAACAGGCACCCACUGAGGUCACCCACAGCAGACCCCCAAUAAGGGACUCCACAAGGGACAACACCACAUCUUUUCACACACAGCGGAAAAAAAGCGAGGUUGGCUUAUAUCAUGACCAGCAAACUGAAGAUGGGGGUUCUUCCAAAGAGAACCGAAACAUCUACAGCGAAUCCAUGCCAAGGCGGGUGGGCAGCUUCUACAGAGUCCCGUCUCCCCGGCCAGACAACUCCUUCCAUGACAGCCGGGGUCAGAGCCGGGGCUCUGGCUUGUCUGGGGACGGCAGCAGUUUGGCGAAUCACUCCAAACGACAGCCGGCAUUUGACCCCUGGACUGGCCCAGAUACUGUAGUACUGAACGCCUCUGAGCCUUCCAAAGAAAAGGAGAAGCAGGGUUUCUUCAGAGCAAUAAAGAAGAAAAAGAAAAAAUCUCAAAUGAUUGAAGUCCCUGAUGGAAGGCCUCCUGUCAUCAAGAAAUGUCUUUUCCCUCUGUUUAGCCCAAAGAAUAACAUAAAGCAUAGUUCCUCUGUGAGAGUCCUCCCUGUAGUGUCCUCUCCCAUGGUUUCUGGUGAAGGGGUGGAGACAGUCAUCCAGAAGUCCUCCAGGUCAUCAAGUCACCAGAGCAGCCGCCACAGGUCUCGCGACAAGAGCAGAGACCGGGACCAGGACCGAGACAGGGAGAAGGACUGGCCGCCCGAGAAACUGUCCGAUUCACACUCUCCAAGCCAGCCGCUGAAGUCGCUGCGUAAGCUCCUGCACCUUUCCUCCUCAUCCUCUAACCAGACCGCACCUUCUGACAUGCGCUACCAGCCGCUGCCGAAUUCAGCCUCUGCUCAAGGCGGUUUCACCGAGAGUCGGGGUCACUCAGGGGUCAGCACGCCCCAACUUAAGGCCCGACAGUCAGCGUACCCGCUGCCUGCGCAGCUGGAAUCCGGCUGGCACACGUCCGCCCUGGGCCGCCCCGAGGGCAACCCUUACCCAGAGCAAAUGAGCAUCAAAGGAGGCCAGAACGGGCACGGCUUCGGACGCCCGUCCAGAUCUCGUAUGCCAAACCUCAACGAUCUGAAAGAGACAGCUCUGUGAUCUCCAGCACAUGCGCGUCAGACUCGUCUGUUGCCACCUCCCUCCUGUAACACCUGCUCAACACACACACACACACACACACACACACACACACACACACACACACACACACACACACACACACACACACACACACACACACACACACACACAAAUACCAAAC